Molecule: messenger RNA, 501 nt
Organism: Juglans regia (Persian walnut)
Lineage: Eukaryota; Viridiplantae; Streptophyta; Magnoliopsida; Fagales; Juglandaceae
Exons: 1
Coding region: 106-378 (90 amino acids)
Source: RefSeq, a predicted model, not a curated record
AUCCUUCUCGGAUCAAUUGUAUUCUCUAGUACACAAAGUUUGCAACUCCUUUUUCUCUAAUUUCAAGAGCAAAUCAGUCUAAUUGUGAAGAGUAACACGAAGAAGAUGAGUUCAACAAGCAGAGCUAUUGUAGCAGCCAGCGUAGGAGUCGUGGAGGCCAUGAAAGACCAGAUGGGCAUCUGCAGAUGGAAUUAUAUUAUAAGAUCUGCGCAGCAAAAUACAAAGAACCAUCUCCGGUCGUUAUCUCAGGCAAAGAACCUCUCCUCUUCAACUUCUGCAGUGGUUUCAAGCAAAGUAAGAGAUCAUCAGGAGAAAAUGAAGAAGUCAGAAGAGUGUUUGAGGACAGUCAUGUACUUGAGCUGUUGGGGUCCCAAUUGAGACUUUGAUCAGUGAGUUCUCUGAGAACGUCAUUGCGGGAAGGCAGGCGAGCGAGCGAGCUAACAUCCACCUACAUGUGUGAAUUUGAAUUCGCUAGAUCACCCUCGCAAGACGGGCGAGCGA